Molecule: messenger RNA, 7069 nt
Organism: Drosophila yakuba
Lineage: Eukaryota; Metazoa; Arthropoda; Insecta; Diptera; Drosophilidae
Gene: mbl
Product: protein muscleblind
Exons: 13
Coding region: 700-3024 (774 amino acids)
Molecular function (GO): metal ion binding
Source: RefSeq, a predicted model, not a curated record
UGAAAAGGUAGAAUACCUUUUAGUUUUGGUGGACUUUUAAGUGACGAAAGAAAAUAGAACCAAGCGAAGAGUGUGUGACAAGCUCAGAGAAGCUAAAACUUUAUGCAGUUAAUCAACAGCUUAACACUUAGACUCUAAACAAGCUUCCUUUUACGUUCCGCCGACUCUUCGUCCUUCCCUUCAAUUGCCCAGAUAAUGUAAACUCAGCUUACACACAAAAAAAGCAGUAAAAUAUAAAAUACAAAAAUUAACAGCUGCGUUUAUCUAUAGAUAUAUGUAUCUACACACACUCACAUCUAUAUAUUUGAAUAAGCGUCGUUCGAUUUGAAUCAAAAUUAAAGCCCAAGCUAUCAGCUAUCCCCACAAGCUUUGUACUCCACAAAAACGCUAACGAGCAAAAUCGAUAAAGACCAGAAAGCAACUGAAAUACCAUCAUACCAUCUGCCAUAGAUCUAUGCUAUAUACAUAUAUAGGUGUUGAUCUGUGCUCUUGAAUUUAGUGUUUUUUGUGUGUGCGUGUCGCGAGCGGAGCACUAAAAAAAACCAAGAAAAACGUAUAGUAAAACAAUAAAACGCAAGAAAAAAAAACUCUCUCUAGUCGCUAGGCUAUAACUAUACAAAAUACUAUCCAGCUAUCCCAGAUCCAGAUCCAGAUCCGUAAACAGCAUAUAGUUAUAUAUCUAUAACCCCAAAAAACACGAUGGCCAACGUUGUCAAUAUGAACAGCCUGCUCAACGGCAAGGACUCGCGCUGGUUGCAAUUGGAGGUCUGUCGCGAGUUCCAGCGCAACAAAUGCUCGCGCCAGGACACCGAGUGCAAGUUCGCCCAUCCCCCGGCCAACGUGGAGGUCCAGAACGGCAAGGUCACCGCCUGCUACGACAGCAUCAAGGCCACGCAACUCCUAGACAUGGAUAACUUCAAGGGCCGCUGUAAUCGUGAUAAACCGCCGUGCAAAUACUUUCAUCCACCACAGCAUCUGAAGGAUCAGUUAUUGAUAAAUGGACGCAAUCAUUUGGCCCUCAAGAAUGCACUGAUGCAACAGAUGGGCAUUGCGCCCGGUCAGCCGGUCAUAUCGGGCCAAGUGCCAGCCGUGGCAACAAACCCCUAUCUGACCGGCAUUCCGGCCAACUCGUACAGUCCGUACUACACAACGGGACACCUGGUGCCCACCUUGCUGGGUCCGGAUCCCGUGACCUCCCAACUGGGACCCGUGGUGCCACAAACAGUGCAGGUGGCCCAGCAGAAAAUACCACGUUCCGACAGAUUAGAGGUGUGCCGCGAAUUCCUGCGCGGCGCCUGCAAACGGGCGGAAUCCGAGUGCCGGUUCGCCCAUCCGCAGGAGAGCGUCGCCAGGCACGACGACGGCUCGAUAACGGUUUGCAUGGACGCCGUGAAGGGCAGGUGCGCACGCGACCCCUGCCGCUACUUCCAUCCCCCCCUGCACCUACAGGCACAAUUAAAAGCGGCCCAAACACGCGCCACCGCUGUCGCUGCUGCAGCUGCGACCUCACCUCUUGCGGCACACCAUCACCAGCAACAACAACAAUUGCAACACCAGCUGAACAACAUCAACAACAACAACAACCACAGCACCGCUGGCGCAGCAGCCACCUCGACAACAGCAACAACAACCACAAACAACGCCGCUGCCGCCGCCGCCGCUGCUGCCGCCGCCGCUGCCGCCGCUGUCAUGGGCCAUCACACACUGGAAGUGGGCAAGAAGCGGGCGGCGGACACGACCGACAUGUUUCCACUGAUGGAUGUUAAAACGGUUGGUUCAUUUUACUAUGAAAACUUCCAAUUCUCUGGCAUGGUACCGUUCAAACGUCCAGCUGCCGAAAAGUCUGGCAUUCCAGUUUAUCAGCCCGGUGCGACCGCCUAUCAGCAGCUAAUGCAGCCCUACGUGCCAGUCUCAUCGAAUCCGAAAAUACCCCUGAACGCUUCCUGUGUCAUCUACACGGAUGCCAGUGGCCAGUUACUGGACACCCUCCCGGUGUGCCAAGAUUUUAAUAGAUCUAUGUGCAGUCGGUUAAAUUGUAGAUUCGUUCAUUUAACUGAAGAUGACAAGGUCGAGGUGAUUGAUCAACGUGUUGCUGUCUGCCGCGAUCACGCCAACAGCCAGUGCCGUCGCAAGCAGUGUAAAUACUACCACAUACCGAUUGUCCUGCCGCCGGCCAACAUCAUGGCGGCCAUGAUCACCAGUCCCAGUGAUCAGCAGGCAGCUGUCCCGGUGGCCACAACAACAGCCAAUCCGGCGGCAGCAGCAGCAGCAACAGCAGCAGCCGCCUUCAACGGCACCAGCAACUUGAUAAUCAUCGAGCCGCAGCAGCAACAGCAACAGCAGCAGCAGCCGCCGCAGCAGCAACAGCAGCAACAGUUCAGCUACCACAGCAACAGCAGCAAUAACAACUACUACCACAGCAAUGCCAGCAAGCAGGCAGCACACGCCAGCAACAUGUAUCAACAGCAGCAGCAACAGCAGCAUCAGCAUCAACAGCAGCAUCAGCAACAGCAUCAGCAUCAGCAGCAACAUCUGCAGCAGCAAACACACAUCACCUACCACUGCAGCUCGCCCUACUCCCCCUCGUCGGCCUCCUCAUCCUCCUCCUGCUCGAUAGCCACCUCGCCCACCCUCUCGUCGGCCACCACGCUGUCCACCACCUCGACGGCCACCAUGCCCACGCCCCAGCAACAGUAUCCGGGUCCGGCGGCCACGGCGACCUUUUUGAAGGCGCCCGCCUAUUACACCGAUGCCACGCCCACCCUGGUGCUAAGCAGCGACUACAACUCAAACUGCAUCCCCAUCCAGGCGACGCCGUUCAUCUCGCUGCAGGCUGCCCCGCAGCAGCAUCUGCUGAAGUACACCACCCAGGCACCGCCGCCGCAGGCGCAGCAGCACGCCUUUGUGGGUCACCACUAUCAGACGCAGAUGGGUCAGGUGGUGGCCACCACAGUGGCGGCCAUUCCAGCCACCACGAUAACAGUGGCGCCGGCCACAGUGGCGUCUCCAUCGGCAUGCAUCUAGAAGAAGGGGUUUCCCCAUCUGCCAGAGGGGGCAGCUCUGUUCAUUUUCCCAGAAACGUAUAUUAGGUCAUAGGCAUGUGUUUCUUCUGAAGUCCCAACGGAUUUGAAAACAUUAGUUAUGGCACUGCGUAUUGAGAAUUAUUCAAAACUAAAAAAGUUCAUUGAGCUUUUCUAAUUACCAUCGCAAUAAGGCAACUUAGUUAAUGUUUUCAAAUGCCAAGUUGCUCCAGAAACGCAUCGUAUAGGGUUUUUCUUUAUUACAAGUUUGUCACCUACCUUUAUCCAUUGAAUACUCGUUUUUGUCAACUCCAGUUCACCUAGAUACUUAUAUUGCAUACUCCUCAAAACCUAAGCAACACAAUACGUAUACCAAUCAUGAAUACUCCCCAAGCGAUGCUCUAAUCGAGACUCCAAGCUAAAAUUGGAAGAAAUCAAAAAGCAAAUGCAGAACUUGUCUGAGAAAAAGGUCUAAGCUAGUAAAUAAAACUUCAAACAAUCACAUUCUACGAAACACAAACAUAAGACACAAAGCAGUAAAUGGAAGUUUUUGAUGAAAAUUAAAGGUUGAUACGAACUAUUUACAAAAAUAAGAACCGCUGAGAACUUUUUCGUACGUAUAGCAAGACUUUAACGUGUAAGCAUCUCAUUUACACAUCAAGUGACAUGCAUUAUAAAGGGAAAACAUUGAGUGAAGACUCUACAAUAUUGCAAAACCAAAAAAGAAGCAAAAAAAUAAAAGAGAAAAGAAAAAUAAGAGUGUUGUUAAAUGCAAAAAGAAACUAAAGAAAAUUAGCAAUUAAAAAUUGAAAUUAAUAUUACAAGAGAAAGAACUUUGGAGGAGAGCGCAGUUGCAUUAAAAUUAGUUACAAACUAUUUUAAACUCUAGUGUUCCAUAUUUCAAUGCAAAUAAAAAAUACAAAUAAAGGUACAUAAAAGUGGAUAAAAGUGGAUAAACAUUUAGUGAGGAGUGUUAAUAUUAGCUAAGGUUAAGCCUGACAAACCGUUCUCCAUGGCAAAUAGUCAAAAUUAAUCAAAAACAGAAUCUACAUAGGCCAUAGAUAAGCAGCAAGAACAACUAAUAAUAAACACUUAACAAUAACAAUAAUAAUAAUAUUAACGAUAACGAUAACUAUAACGAAAACGAUGAGGAUGAAGAUGAUAAAGAUGAAAAAAGUACAGUCACGUCCUAUUUUUGCAACAACGAUUUACUACAAGCGAGAGGCAAACGAUACGGAGAUUUUAUUAAGCAGAAUGUGCAGAGGUCAGAUAAAGAAAACAAGAAAACAGAGUACAGAAACCAUAAUCCUUUUUUACAUUUUAUAAUAACGAUCAAGAUAAAUCAGCAGAACUACAGCAAGAGAAACCAUAUUUUUUAUAUACAAUGAAAGCAUCAAAAACACCACUGAUAAACAAAAUCGAUAUGAGGUAAACAACAAGAAAUUUAAUCAAAUUUAAUGGAAUAAGCAUUUUUUGCAACCACAAACAAAGAAGGAGACUUUUUUAAAGUGUAUUAAUAACAACUUAUUUAGCUGAAUUCUCUAGCAAAUGAACACACAAAAAACUCUAAACAAGAACAUUUAAUGAGGAAUACCACACCAGCUCACACAGAAAUCUAAAUCGAAAUUGUACCGUAUUAUCUUCCUAUGCAAACGAUUUGUAAGCACUAUACGAGUAUAUGUAUAUAGAAACAUACCCAACUAUAUGCGACAUUUAUGAAUCCAGACUUAUUUCCGAUUCUGUUGAACUGUUCGUUUACAGUUUGCCGUAUGCUGUUUUAAUGAAGUUUUGUGACUUGUUUUUUAUACACUCAAGAACGUAUUUGGAACACACAUAAUAAGAAUUACAAUAAUUGCAGAAUGGAAACUACUUAUUAUAUACAAAAGCAUACGUACAUAUAUACACUAUAUGUAUAUAUACUACAUAUAUUUAUGUCUGUACACGUAUGAAUAUAUACAUUAACACAAAUAUAUUGAUUAUAUAUAUACAUAUAUAUAUAUAUAUUUACUAAUGGCAACUAAACAUGAAAUGUGAUCUUUUAAAGAAACAAAAAGUAAAGAAAGAAAAAUAAUAAUUUAACGAUGGCAGGCAGAAUUGGAUAAAGGUAAAAAACAAAAAAAAAACUGAAUUAAAGUCAAGCGAACUAGCAGCAAUCGAAUACUAGAGCCAUGGCAAGCAGGAUAGUUAAACGUAAUUUUAAAUGGCAAGCGUACGAAUAUCUCCAUUCAGUAAGGAUAACACCAAUAAUACUCGACAUCUAGCUAAUAAUUGUUCAGCAAUAACAGAUUUAUCUACAUAUACAUUUAAGGGCUGGCUAUAAUAUACGGAAAUUUGUUUUUUCCAACGCAAUCACACUAUCACCUAUCACCUAUCACUAACUCACUACUGGACAUACACCUGAGUUCCUCCUUCUCUCUAAGACUCGGAUAGCGUGUCCAGCACUUAAACCUAACCACUCGUAGUACUCAACUUCGCUCUCUUCGAAGCCUCCUCCAAACUUACUCGAUCACACGGUAGUCGUGUGCCGUACUUUCCCGUACUCCAAAUAAGAAUGCCUAAUAAGUUUCCGUCCAUUAUAAUCAGACCUUAAAUCUAUGUGCAACGACAGCAGAAGCGGAAGUGGAAGUGGAACAGUUGUAAACGAAUAAAAGUAAAUUAACUAAAGUAAACAAGUGAAGUAAAUGAUUAAUUAUAAACACAAUACUCGUAGAUUCUCAAAUUAAAAAAACUCGUCGACAUUUUAACAGUUACUAACAUUUAUUAUAAUAACGACAAAUGAGUAAUACAAUAAGCUGCAAGAGGGGCAAACAAAAAAGAAAACCAUGAUGUUUUGUGUAAAAAUAAAUGUUCUUUAAUGAAAAAAAAUUUAAAAAAUCGGAAAAAAAACAAACACACACACACACAAAAACCAAUAAGCGGAAAUGAGAAAUCCUAGUUACUAAGCAAACUAACUACGAACAUAUAGACACUAUAGAAUCAUUGUACCAUAAGAGAUUUCAGCGGGAUUUUGUUCUACUUGACAUCUUCUCUAGUAUGUGUAGAUUGGCGUGUCAUUUGACAUGGCCGCGCAUGUAGAAUAGCACGAGUUUGUAAACUAGAAACGAAACUUUUAUUUGCCUUAACAUCAAACCAAUAUAUACACCAAUAUACAUUGAUUUCAACCUUCUCGAAUAGUUUCGAAUUAUUUCGGAAAAAUCAAAUUUCACUUGACGCAUGUACAUGGCGCUCUUAAAACAGAAAACAGAUACAGAUACUAUAUGAUAACAGAAAAUAUUUCUGAAACGAAGGGAAAACGGAUUAAUGUAGUUAUGUGUAGAGUCUCCUUCAUUGUAAGUCAUAGUUAUUAUUGUUAAUUUUAAUUUAUAUUUACACAUAUAUAUUAGAUCAUUAUGAUUAUUAAUUGUGAAUAUGAUGUGAUGUGUUUAUUGAAAGAAAAACAAAAACGAAACUAAAACAAAUACAAAAACAAAAAGGAAAAUACAAUUACUGAAUGUUGCAACGUAAAGAAAACUAAAUGUAUUGAGCCCUGAGCGAAAAUUGAAGAGUGAAGCGAAAUUACAAGAAACCUUAUCGAGAAUGUGAGGGAAAAUCAAUUUUACUCCACUUCGAAUGGUUAAAUAAGCGUAAUGUUAAAUUACACUAUGAUACAUGGCAUAUGUUUGUAUGUACUGUAAGUAGUUAUUCAUUUUUGUCAGGUGAUAUCAACGAAUUUUUCGAUAUGUUUUUCACACAGAGUUCACCCUCUGUCCCACCCCCUUCCCCCUGGACCUCUGGCCCCAAAUGUCUAUAUUGUUUGUAAUUGAGUUAUGUUUUCAAUAUAAUUUUCUUCGUGUUUUGUGGUUUUUUGUUUUGUGAUAUUCGCGGAGGAGUGGAAGUUGGCCGAAUAAUUGUUGUUCGUUGUUUAUAUUUUGUGUUCAUAUAUAUUUUUGUAGUUUGUUUUAUUUUUUAUAAAUAUACAUUGUAUUAAACAUAUAUUAAAUAUACAUUAAUGAACUAGUAUAUACAACUUAACUAUACACAUAUACAAAUAAAGAUGAAUUGAAAUAAUA